UAGCCGUUCUCAUCCUAAAGCCCUAAAUUUCCAUCUCUCGCCCUCUGCUCUCACGAAUGCGAUCGAUCCAUCCAGGCGGCGGCGGCGGAGGAGGGUCGCGGCAGUAAAGAAGAAGAAGAUCGAUCAUGGGAGCUUGCUUCGGCAAGAAAGAUUGCGAGGCGACGGCGGCGUGCGUGGUGCCGGUAUCGUGCCAUCCCUACAGGUUUGGCAAUGGCGUAGUGCUGCGAUUGUUUGGCGUGGAGCUCUGCCCCUUCACGGCCCGGAUCCGGAUCGCGCUCCUCCACAAGGGCCUGAGCGUGGAUCCAAUCUGGGUGCCGCCCGAGGGUUUGCAAUCCAGCAAGAAGCUCGAGUGGCUCGAAUCCGCGUGCCCGGAUGGCGAUGUCCCCAUCCUCCAGCACGGCGGCAGCGUCAUCUAUGGAUCCGCCGACGACAUUGUGGACUACAUCGAGGCCACCUUCCGCGAUCCGCCGCUCUUGCUCGAGGGAUCGGCCGGGAUGGAUGUCCGCGACUGGGUGGAAUUCGUGCGAGACGAAUUCUCGCCGCUCGUCGGCCAGCUACUCUACGACGCCGAUCCGGCAGUCCAGCAAGAGGGCAGCGCCAAGAUCGACACGGCGUUCGCGAGACUGGACAGGGGGCUGUGGGAGCACGGCAAAGAUGGACCUUACUUCUUUGGACAGGAGUUUAGCAUGGUGGACGUCUAUCUCAUCCCUUUCCUGGAGCUUGUCCGGCCGCUGGGCCUCUUUCGAGGGAUCGAGAUUCGAGCAGUCCACUCCAAUCUCCUGGGCUACUACAAGCGAAUGCCGUUCUUCCCGAGCUACGCUCCCGUGAGGAUGGAUCCAGACUUGCUGGAGAUGUCGGUCUCCAAGGCGAUCGACGAGAGAACUUGCCCGGCGGUGGCGAGCUUGUGCUUGCUCCAGCACCGGAGCAUUCUUUUUCACGUCGAGAAGGUGGUGAAGAUCUCUGAGGAGCUGGCCGCGACCAAGGUGAACUCCAGCACCAUCUCGCCCGUCAAGGCAGGGCUGGCGAUGAAGAUCAAGAAGCUCUCGUCCGAGUACUUGCGGCUGGUGGAGCUGAUGCAAGAGCACGCACAGAUGGAGGAGAGAACCAUGUUUCCAGUGUUGGAGAACGCGGACAAAGGACUGACCGAGCUUGUGCACGCUGAUCACGCUAGAGAUUUACCAAUCAUGAAUGGGAUUCGCGAGGAUCUGAAGUCUGUCCUGGCGUUACAACAGGGCAGCUGCGUCCAUAAUGAAGCUCUGGUCGCGCUAGCAACUCGGCUAAAAGUGUUCCAGGAGAGCACGCGAGAUCACUUCGACGAGGAAGAGCGCGACAUUCUUCCUCUGCUCGAGACUGUCGGAUUCGGAAGCAAGCAGCAGGACGCAGCGAUAGAGAGCUGCGUGAUCAUCAUGGAAGCCGCGCAUGGACGCUUGCUUCCAUACUUGCUCCAGGGAAUGCCCGCUCACGAGAUGUACCAGUACUUGAGAAUCGUCCAGAAGCCGUUCCAGGAUCCGGCUUCGCCGUCGUCACAUGUCCUCGAGAGCAUGUUUCGAUCGCUGCGCAAUGCCGACGACGAGUAUGAGUCGGUGUGGAAGCUCGUCAAGGAGAGGAUGCCGGGGCUUUGCAAGCUCGAGGGUGACGAGAAGAAGAUCGUGAGCGAGAAGAGAAUCUCGACGAGUAGCAAUCUGGAAGUACACUUUGCAGCAGCAGCGUGAAGAAGAGAGUGAGAACUUAAAAAAAAAAAAAAGAAAACAGUGAAAGAACCUGUGUGUAGAAUACCUAUAGGAGUGAUGCCGACUGUACAUUGGAAUCGAAUAAAUUGCAAAGCUUACUUUUCUAGAA
Messenger RNA from Selaginella moellendorffii, 1839 nucleotides. RefSeq lists its product as uncharacterized. Lineage: Eukaryota; Viridiplantae; Streptophyta; Lycopodiopsida; Selaginellales; Selaginellaceae. The transcript is spliced from 3 exons. Bases 126 to 1712 code for a protein of 528 amino acids. The record is from RefSeq and is a predicted model, not a curated record.